AUGGAUACGCAAGGACUCGCUAACAGACACUACGUUUGGGAAACAGUUCAAUUUUAUUUUGUUGCGAAUUUAGUUACAUACUCAUUAUUAAAAUGGACGACAUUGGAAGUUUAGAAGUCAGGUGGAUACAAGGCUUUACAAACAAGAGUAUCGACUUUGUGGACAAUAAAACAGUAUGUUACAUAUGUGGGAGUCAUAUCUGUUUCGUGAACAUGGAGACAAAAACUCAAAGUGUGUUUCAGACUCCUUGCAGAGGCGUUGGUGCAUUGACAGCAAUCAGCAAGAGUCGGAUGUUUGCUUUCUCUGAGCAAAAACUAUCCCCCUCUAUAUUUGUGUACAAUUUCCCCGAGCUUCAGCUGAAGAAUGAGCUAAAAGGAACAGCCCAACUGGACUACACAUCUCUGGCAUUAUGUGAUGGUGGUCCUUAUUUGGCCUGUUGCUCUGCUCUUCCUGACCACACCAUUACAGUCUGGAACUGGGAAAAUGCUGAAUCACUUUGUACACAACCACAACCUGGAAAAGAUGUCAUUUCUUUGGUUUUCAACCCCUUGAACUGGCACCAGCUUUGUGCUUUAGGUGCUACCUCCCUCACUGUCUGGAAUAUAGAGAAGAGUGCCAGCUUUCAUGUCCUGAAACCAAGUGUGAUAGAGCUUCCAGCAAAAGAUGGCUCCAUUGGUGAGAGACUGUCACCCACCCUUCAUAUGACUAAACUUUGUACCAGAGCCAGACUGACUCCUUCUGCCAUCUGCUGGACAGCCACAUCAGAGCUUUAUGUGGGCUGUGUGGAGGGCUUUCUGCUCCUUGUUGAACCAGAAAGCCUUUCUGUCUCAGUUCUCUUCAACCCCACAACUGCUAAUGCCAUCCCUGAACUCCAGGAGAGCAGCUUUCAAAGCCUAACCUUUAAUAAGAACAAUCUGAUCGCUGCAGGGAAGGAAAGUAGAGUGCACUGUCUGCAGAUCAAAGGAGCUCAGAUCAACAUUACACGAACAUGGCAACUGGAAAGACCUGUCACCACUGUGAUGUACUUCCCUGGUCAGGAGACAUUACUUUUAUCUUCUAAAUCAGGGCAGAUUUAUAAGCUGAACUCAGCCCAGUCAGACGAGAUUGUGAAGGUCCUGGAUGUUCUCAGUGGCAACUUUGUGUCAGCAACUUUGUUGCACACUAACAGGAAUAUCUGUGUGUCAUUGAGGGAGUCUGGAGAACUGCAGCUGUGGUCCUCAGAUGGUAUCUGCAUCAGUUCGCUGUUUCUUCAAGCUGAGGUGACAAGUCUAGCCUGCUGUCCUAUUGCACAUUACGCAGCUGUUGGAACAGCCUCAGGAAACGUUCUCUUCAUUGACCUGAAUGAUGAGCAGCAGCCUCGCCUGGUGCACCAGGUUCAGCUCUACCACACUGCUGUGGAUCAACUAGUCUUUGAUCAAGAGGGUCACUACCUUCUCACCACUGCCUCAGAUUCACAUAUUUAUGUCAUUGAUGCAAAGCCUUCGACAUUGUUUUCAGUCAUAGGAUACACAGUUAUUCCUGGACGUAUUUUGUCACUUUCCACUCAGUACAUCAGGGACUGUCAGAAGGUCAAAGUUCUUACACUGUGUGCUGGACAAGAGGACAGAAAUCAGGAAGGCAGUCUGCUCACAGUGCUCUGUCUGCCUACAGGGAACCUUGCAGGUCCAGAUUGUGUAGAUCAACAUGGGUGUCUGUCCACUCGCUUCCUCGAAGUAUUCAGAUACAAAGUGCAUCAUCCACUUACAUCCUGUGUUCUGGGAGUCAGUGAAGUCUUCGCUUACUGCCACAAGAAUAAAACACUCCAGCGAUUUCAGCUUCCUGAGGUCACAGACCAUUUCUCCAGCCAACAGGUGGUCGAGCUGAAACCAAACCAGGAAGUGAGAGGUCAUCUGCUGGGCCCUGCCUCUCUCGUUUUGUCUCCUCAUCGCUUAUGGUUGGCUUCUGUAGGCCAAGAUGGUUUACUACGGAUUAGAGAAACUGCUUGCAUGGAUCGGUACAUCGAGCUUCAAUGUCAUUCGUUCCGUCUUGGUGGAGUCCAGAGUGUGUCUUUCUCCGCAGACGGCCUCACACUCCUCACCACCGGCUUCAAAGAUGGCUCUCUUUUCUGUAUGAGUCUCAGAAUUAAAGAUGUGGAUACUGGCAAGGUGAAUGAAGCUACUCAAUACAGUCAAUCUAUGGCACAUUUGUUGAAGAACAUAUUCAAUGCAGAAAACCCCGUCCUCAUUGGCUUUCCUGUGUGGGGCCAAGAAACUCCUGCCAGCGCUGAAAAACCAGAGGAACGUGAGGUCAGUGGAGGAACGUCUGUGGAUGUGACCGAACAAGAUGAGAGUUAUAGCAGCCUGCCGUGUGCUCCCCCUUCACAUCCCACCUGGCUGGAACGCAGGCGAGAGGCAAUUAUAAAAGAAGACAAUGAGAAAUAUUCUGAGACGAAGAAAAACCUGAGAGACGCCAUCAAAGAGUUACGUGAUGCUAUCCAGGAGAUGGUACGUGAAAAUGAGAACCUCCCAGAGCAACACUUCAACCUGGAUGUUGAGGAGCAGAGGAGACUUGAGGCCAUGGUGGAGCAGGAGGUCACAAAGGUGAGGUCGGACAUUGAAUGGGACAUUAUAGAAAAAUGUUACCUCCGUGACGUCCUAAAGAGAGAAUGCUGGGAUUCUGUGAAGGUCAAAGGCAGAGCCAUUAAGGCCUUUCACUCCGAAAUUGAGGUGCAGAACUUUCCCCUGAAAGAGUACACAGAGAAAGAGUUGGAGAACCUUCGCCGGGUGGAGAACAUCAGGAAGCUUGAAAAGGCUGCCUGCACCCUGCAGCUCAGCACCCUGAAGAAAAGCGCACAAGAGGAAGAGCAGGGCAGGGAAGGCCACGAGGCAGAGAACGCUGCUCUGACAGGAAGCUUCUCCUCUCAGUUGGGAUUUUCAAACCCUUACAUCUACGAUCAAUUCAGCCUGCAAACCACAGAACAGCGGAUCAACCAGAUAACUUUGCUACAGGAUGUGAUUUAUCGCAUCAAGACGGCCUUCAACGCUGACUUUGAGGUGCUGCACAGGCAGAAGGUGCAGGAGCUCAAACGUGUGAAAGACAGGAACAGACUGAUCAGGGAAAUGAUGCUGGAGCUGGACAUAAACAUGGAGCUGUGGGAGCCGAGCCUGACCGACAGCGAGUGGCCAGAGAGGCUGCUCACCGUGGACGACUCUGAGAUUAAAGCAGAAAAGUACCUCACCCCAGAACAGAAAAAGGAGGAAGAGAGGAGGAAGCUGGAAGAGCAAAAUCGUUUGGCUGCACAAGAUGAUGAUUGUAGAGAAAGAGCUCUGGAUGACAUGAUGGAAGGAGUGCUUGAAGUGAAAAAGAAGGACAUCUUGAAAAUGGAAAUACCUCCGCCUGAGUUUGUUUUAACCAAAGCUGACACUGACUGGAGUGAGGAGGAGAAAAAAGUCUUCAGAGAGUAUGAAAAGAAAAUGAAAGACCUCAAUGAGGAAAAGGAAAAAUACAAAAAGGCACUGAAAAUUGAAAUGAAAAAACUGCAAGACGCCACUAAGGACGCGGCUGAAGAGUUUGAUGAAACUUUAAAAAAGUUGUUGGAGAAGAAAAUAAACUAUACGGUAGCUAUAUACCAGGAAGAGCUCAAGAUUACCUGUCUCGUUGAUUCAGUUCUCAUAGAAGAGGAGAUGACAAAUCGAGAGCAGGAGCUCAAGCUCAAACUUGAAAAAAUGUUGGCAUACAAGGAUGUAACUGGAGAGGAGUUAAAGAGGCAUGAACACCAAGUAGAGUCAUUUCAUGAGGCUUAUGACAGGCUUGUAGCACAGGACAAACUUCUAGACAAAGACUUCAAAAAGGAGUUCCCUGAUGUCCCAGACCAAGUGGCUGAUUCUCUCUAUAAGCUGUUUAAACGUAGACCCAGGGUGCAAAAGAUUAGGACUCAGACCGACAACACCUCCAAACCGUCUAAAGAGCCUCGUCUGUGUGGUUCUCUGGCGCCUGAUGGGUUCGGCAAAAUGCUUAAGGCCAUGGAGGAGCUGGAUGCUCCUGAAAAUAUACCAGAGGGCUUGAAACCAUCGAUUUGGGAGAGGUUCUGUCAUGUCCGCCGAGCAAAAGUAGAGAGCGAGCAAAAGGUUAAAAUGAGAGCUCUGACUCUUGCUGAGAUGCAGGCGUUCCUACAGAGGAGGAGAGAUGAGGAUAAGGCGGCCCAACAGGAAACUAAAAAUCUCUCUGAAGCACUCGAAAGUCUGCAUAAAGAGAAGAACCAAAACCUGAUGGACACUAUGGUCCAGCUCAUACUAAAACAGGGCCAGCUGGAGGUAUCCACCACAGACCUGACUGCUGGAUGCACUGGCUUCAUUCUUUACCCUAGGAGUGUUGUAGACGACCUCAGAAAAGAAAUCAGGACACUUGCAGAGCAGAAGAUCGCCUCCAUGGUGAGGUACAAAAAUGUCCGUAAGGACCUGAUCCAGCUGGAGUGGCAGCACAAGGUGAUGAGGAAGCAGAUAAACGAUCUCAACGAGAAGGCGAGAGGCAUCAAGAUGUUACGACUGUCGGGGGAGCAACAGGACAUGGCUUAUCUCAGCAAGAUGGCUCAAGACAGUCGCAUGUCAGAGCAAGUUUCCAGUUUGGAGAAAAGUAUAGCUUUAAUGGAAAAGACUCAUCUACAAAACGUGCAGCAACGCAUAAAAAAGACCGAACGGAUUAACAGGCAGGCAUCGAUGAAAGCUGAGAAGAACUUAGUUUACGAACAGCAGCUUCCUGACAUGCAGGUGACUGUGGCCGAGUUAAGACACAUCUGUGGAGCGACAGCUUUAGAGGACAACAAGGCAGCUGAAGCAGAAGAGCGCUACCGUGAAAUUGUUAAGAAGAGCAACUUGGAGGACCUCGCCCGAGCGCAGGCAGAAGACCUGGAUUUCCUGUGGGCAGAAGUUGAGCGUCUGACAAAGAAGAACUUUCCUUCACUGGAUCAGCUGAAACACCACUGAGCAAAGACUUCAGUUCAACAGAUAACUAAUUUAUUUACAUUUUUCUUAGCAAGUAAAACUGAACAUGACAUGUGUAACUUAAGCUGUGAAUGCAAACUGUAGCAGCAACAAGUAAAACUGAUAACUGAG
This is a messenger RNA of Acanthochromis polyacanthus (spiny chromis), 5090 nucleotides long. It is a transcript of the gene cfap43, whose product is annotated as cilia and flagella associated protein 43. Lineage: Eukaryota; Metazoa; Chordata; Actinopteri; Pomacentridae. Bases 93 to 4961 code for a protein of 1622 amino acids. The record is from RefSeq and is a predicted model, not a curated record. Gene Ontology annotation, biological process: cilium assembly; sperm axoneme assembly. Gene Ontology annotation, molecular function: protein binding. Gene Ontology annotation, cellular component: axoneme. The transcript has 38 exons.